Molecule: messenger RNA, 2235 nt
Organism: Psilocybe cubensis
Lineage: Eukaryota; Fungi; Basidiomycota; Agaricomycetes; Agaricales; Agrocybaceae
Exons: 8
Coding region: 1-2235 (744 amino acids)
Biological process (GO): glycogen biosynthetic process
Cellular component (GO): cytoplasm
Molecular function (GO): alpha-1,4-glucan glucosyltransferase (UDP-glucose donor) activity
Source: RefSeq, a predicted model, not a curated record
AUGUCCGAAGCAAAGCGCGACGUACACAACCCCCUGCUCUUCGAGUGUGCAUGGGAGGUUGCAAACAAGGUCGGCGGCAUCUACACUGUUAUCAAGACGAAGGUCCCCGUCACCGUCUCAGAGUAUGGCGACAGAUACUGCCUCAUCGGCCCUCUUUCGUACAAAACUGCCCCAAUGGAGGUCGAGGCAGAGGAACCCACCGACGAGCACCUCGCAGCUACCCUCGAGUCGAUGCGUGCGCAGGGCAUCAAGGCCCUGUAUGGCCGCUGGCUGAUCGAGGGCAACCCCCAUGUGCUCCUGUUCGACACCGGCAGCGCCUACUCCCGCCUCGACGAGUGGAAGGGCGACCUUUGGAACCUAGCGGGGAUCCCGAGUCCCCCCAACGACCACGAGACGAACGAGACGAUUGUUUUUGGUUAUCUGGUAGCUUGGUUCCUCGGUGAUUACGUUUCCCGUCAGUUAACUACAGCUGUUAUUGCCCACUUCCACGAGUGGCAGGCUGGCCUCGCUAUUCCCCUCUGUCGCAAGCGACACAUCGACGUCACGACUGUCUUCACUACACAUGCUACACUGCUCGGCCGCUAUCUCUGCGCAGGCUCCGUCGACUUCUACAACAAUCUGCAGUACUUCGACGUCGACCACGAGGCAGGGAAGCGCGGAAUUUAUCACCGAUAUUGCAUCGAACGCUCCGCGACCCAUUGCGCCGAUGUUUUCACGACUGUUUCUCAUAUCACCGCCUACGAAAGCGAACAUCUACUAAAGAGGAAACCCGACGGCGUCCUCCCCAAUGGGCUCAACGUCGUCAAGUUCCAGGCAAUCCACGAGUUCCAAAAUUUGCAUGCGACGAGCAAAGCCAAGAUCAAUGAAUUUAUUAGGGGGCAUUUCUAUGGACAUUACGAUUUCAAUCUCGACAAUACGCUAUAUAUGUUUACCGCCGGAAGAUACGAAUACAGGAACAAAGGAGUGGAUAUGUUCAUUGAGUCUCUUGCUCGCUUGAAUUUCCAGCUGCAAAAGGCAGGAUCGGAUGUCACUGUCGUUGCCUUCAUCAUUAUGCCCGCCGCUACCCACUCAUAUACCAUCGAGGCGCUGAAAGGCCAGGCAGUGACGAAACAGCUCCGCGAUACUGUCACUGAAAUCCAAAAUCGCAUCGGCGCUCGACUAUUCGACCACGCCGCGCGUUUCCAUGGGGAGGAAAAGUUCAUGCCUACGCCAGAAGAAUUGCUUUCCGAAGAGGACCAGGUACUCCUAAAACGACGCAUAUUCGCGUUGAAGCGCAACUCACUGCCUCCGAUCGUUACUCACAACAUGGCCGACGACGCCAACGACCCGAUUCUCAACCAAAUCCGCCGGGUCAAGCUAUUCAACGACAGCCACGACCGCGUCAAAAUCAUCUUCCACCCCGAUUUCCUCAACAGCAACAACCCGAUCCUUGGUCUCGAUUACGAAGAGUUUGUGCGAGGGUGCCAUUUGGGUGUGUUCCCGAGUUACUACGAGCCAUGGGGGUACACGCCCGCGGAGUGCACGGUGAUGGGUAUCCCGUCAAUCACGACGAACCUGUCCGGCUUCGGGUGCUUCAUGCAAGACCUGAUCGAGCACCCCGAAGAUGAAGGAUGUUAUAUUAUCGACCGGCGCAUGCAAUCCGUCGAAGACUCGGUUAACCAGCUAACGGGCCACAUGCUCGCUUUCGCGCAAAAGACGCGUCGCCAGCGGAUUAACCAGCGUAACCGCGUGGAGCGCCUCAGCCCGUUGCUGGAUUGGAAGAACCUCGGGAUCGAGUAUAGCAAGGCGCGGCAGCUGGCGCUGAGGAGAGCGUAUCCGGACGCGUUUUACAGCUCGGAGGUGGAUGGGGAGGGCGAGGAGGGAUAUGCGGAUGGAUUUGGCGAGGCGGAUUACUUCGGGGGCGGGGUGGAGCGGAUGAAGCCUGGGAGUAUGCCGGCAAGUCCGCGGUUGAGAGGGAUGGCGACGCCCGGGGAUAUGGGCACGUUGACUGAGGAGAUGCAAGGCUUGAAUACGAGCGACUACCGCGGACAUACCUGGCCGGGAACGCACGUUGACGAGGACGACUCGUAUCCUUUCCCGCUAGUCAUGAAAGUCCGCUCGCGCUCCGGAUCGGUGAUGAGCGGUGCGAGCACACCCGGUGGUGGAGCUUUCCGUAGCCUCAGCGAGGGUGAUCUGAAAAAGGCGGACGCGGCGCUCAGCCAGGUCAACGGGCACACGAACGGCCACGGCAAGUAA